Molecule: messenger RNA, 2473 nt
Organism: Quercus lobata
Lineage: Eukaryota; Viridiplantae; Streptophyta; Magnoliopsida; Fagales; Fagaceae
Product: myrcene synthase, chloroplastic-like
Exons: 8
Coding region: 552-2258 (568 amino acids)
Biological process (GO): diterpenoid biosynthetic process
Molecular function (GO): terpene synthase activity; magnesium ion binding
Source: RefSeq, a predicted model, not a curated record
CCUCCACAUGUUUACAUUCACUGAAUCUUAUCUCAUUUCAAAUUUCAAAAAGCAAGUCAUCUCCAUAUCUUUGGUCAGAGACGUCAGUCAUCACAUGGGGCUCCCAAAGAAAAACUCAAAAUCUUUGAGAAGCAGUAAAGACAAAAAAAAAAAAAUGAAGAAGAAGAAGAAGAUAAGAGAAACACAGACAUUGCAGAGACCACGAAGAAAAAUGAAAAGUUAAGCAGAAAAGAGACCGAGAUACGAGAAAGAUGCAUCAGAUCAUGAAAUUUGUUGAGAAACUAUCUUAGGUGAGUGAAAAAUUACAAAGAAAUUUGUGUUUCUAUUUCGGGCCGAUAUCCAUUUUCCGGCCGAAAUUCGGUAUUUCUGUUGGUACAGUCGGAAUGCUUUUGAUUCUGCCGGUAUUCAAAGUGGUACGAAAUAAGGACGUUUUUGUACUGUUCCAAGCACCGGUACGGAAAAUAUCGGUCGUAUCGGCUAGUACGGAGCACCACCCCCCCCCCCCCCCAAUCUAAAGCUUAGUAUAUAACAUCCAGCUAGCUAGCAGUGGCAUGGCAGACAGCAAUACUUCAAAUAAUUCCAUUAUCGUUCGGCGAUCAGCAAAUUACCAACCUUCCAUUUGGGACUAUGAUUACAUCCAAUCACUGAGAAACAAAUAUGUGGGAGAAACUUGCACUGGACAAAGUAAUAUGUUAAAGGAACAUGUGAGGAUGAUGCUUCACAAAGUGGUGGAUCCUUUAGAGCAACUCGAGCUAAUAGAUACCUUGCAAAGACUUGCAUUAUCUCAUCACUUCGAGGUAGAGAUGAAGAGAAUAUUGGAAGAUCUAUACAACAAUGAUCAAAGUGGUGAUACGUGGAGGAAGGAGAAUUUAUAUGCCACAACUCUUAAAUUUAGACUCCUAAGACAGCAUGGAUAUAACAUCUCUCAAGGAGUUUUCAAUAUUUUCAAGGAUGAGAGAGGGAAAUUCAAGGCAUGCCUUUGUGAGGAAACCAAGGGUAUACUAUCCUUGUGUGAAGCAUCAUUCCUUUUGACAGAAAGUGAGAAUAUGUUGGAGGAAUUGAGAAAUUUCGCAACCAAGCACCUCCAAGAAUAUGUCAAGCAGAAUAAAGAUAAAACUCUUUCUGCUAUGGUGACUUAUGCCUUGGAGCUUCCACUACAUUGGAGAAUAAUGAAGUUUGAAACAAGGUGGUUUAUUGAUAUAUAUAGAAGUAGAGAAGACAUGAACCCUAUCUUACUUAAACUUGCAGAAAUGGAUUUCAACAUGGUGCAAGCAGUCCACCAAGAAGAUCUAAAACAAGUGUCAAGGUGGUGGAAGAACACUAGGCUUGGAGAAAAUUUGACCUUUGCAAGGGAUAGGCUAACAGAGCUUUUCUUCUGGUCAGUGGGUAUGAUAUAUCAACCUCAGUUUGGAUGUCAAAGGAUAAAUUUAACAAAGCUGGGUGUACUUAUAGUAACGGUAGACGAUGUUUAUGACGUAUAUGGAACUUUAGAUGAACUUGAGCUCUUCACAGAUGCCAUUGAGAGAUGGGAUAUUAAUGCAAUGGAUCAGCUUCCAGAUUAUAUGAAGAUAUGUUUCCUCAUUCUCUACAACUUUGUUAAUGAAAUGGCUUUUGAUCCCCUUAAGGAACAAGGAUUCCAUAUCAUUCGAUACCUUAAAAAAGCGUGGUCAGAUUUAUGUAAAUCUUAUUUGUUGGAGGCCAAGUGGUAUCACAACGGAUAUAUACCAAGCCUUGAAGAAUACCUUGAGAAUGCAUGGAUAUCAAUAGCAACACCACUUAUACUAAUGCAUGCUUACUUUAUGGUCACCAAUCCAAUAACGAAGGAAGCCUUGGAUUGCUUGGAAAAGUACCCCAAAAUAUUCUAUUGGUCAUCAAUGAUUCUACGACUUACAGAUGAUCUUGGAACAUCUGCGAAUGAAUUAGAAAGAGGUGAUGUUCCAAAAUCAAUCCAAUGUUACAUGAAUGAAACUGGUGCUAGUGAAAAAGAUGCUCGUGAGUAUGUGAAGUCUUUGAUUAGUUCAGCAUGGAAGAAGGUGAAUGAAGAGAGAGUUGCAAGUUCUCCAUUCUGUCAAACAUUUAUUGAAAUUGCAAUGAACCUCGCAAGGAUGGGUCAUUUCAUGUACCAAUAUGGAGAUGGGUUCGGUGUUGCAGACCGAAAAACUAAAGAUGGUAUAUUAUCGUUACUUAUUCAGCCCAUUCCACACUUCGGGAUGUCUUCUGGCAAUUCAAAUACUACACCAAACUUGAACAUCAAUUAAGUGAAGACUCUAAACCAUGAUCUAUGAGUAUGGAUUUUGGUUUUGGAGGAGUUAUCAUAUUUAAUAAGUUGGUUAGGGUGCUAUGCAACGGGUGGCCGAUUAAGGUUUUUUCUAUGGACCCCCAAAAUAAAGUAGGAGUUUAGUUUUCUAAUAUGUUGUGGUUAAUAAAUACUUUAUUUAGUUUAUUUGAGUGUUUAGUUGGUUUAUUAUAUUCA